CAACAUCGCGUCUCGCCAGGAACCUCGCACCCCGAAAUCCGAAACCUCGCUGUCCAUUCUCAAGGCAUUACCUAAUAUCCACCCUCCAGAAACCCAUUUUCAACACGCACCGAGAUUUCACUGGCAGAAGAAUGAGUUCUUCAAGUGUAGUACCCCACAGCGAAAUCACAAAGGAACAGUUCGCGUCUUGUCUAAGUCAAUACCCGAGCCUCAUUGAGGCGAUUCCCGCCAAAAAUGGACAGAAGACGCUUUCUGAGCUGGACCAGUACCGCUAUGUAGAUGCGGUGGACACGUUUAACCUGAAGAAGCCCAAGCGCGAGAUGAAUCUUGACGAUGUCAAAUUGCUGGUAGAAUGGAAGCUACGACAUGGCAAAUUCCGCCCAACACUCAUGUCCCUCGUCUCCUCCAACCCCCCCUCAGCCUCUCAAACAAUCCAGUUCGCCAUCAAAUUCUACUCGUCCUCCAAAGACAUCGGCAGCGGUGUCAGACUCCUAUCCGAGCUCAAGGGCGUUGGCCCCGCCACGGCCUCACUUCUUCUCUCCGUUCACGAUCCUGAGAGGGUCAUCUUCUUCUCCGACGAGGCCUUUUACUGGCUGUGCUGCGAGGGAAAGAAGGCACCUAUCAAGUAUAACCCCAAAGAGUAUCUGGCCUUGCGCACCGAAGCGGAGGCUUUGGCGAAGAGACUUGGCGUGUCGGCGAUGGAUAUUGAAAAGGUGGCGUAUGUUUUGAUGAAGAAGCAGGAGACGACGAAAGAUGCGAAGGCAGUUACUGCAGUUAAGCCCAAGGUGCCGGUCAAGGAGUCGGCUUCCACCUCGUCAUCGGCGAAGAAGAGAAAGGCGACUUCCAGUGAAGAGAGCGAAAAGAAGGAGAAAAAGUCAAACGACAAAGUUGUAAAGAAGGAUCUGGCGGAAGAUGAUUCAUCUUUGAGGCGAUCGAAAAGAUUGAGAAAGUGAAGAGAACGGUAUCAGUCCAAUUUUGUUGUUCUAUGUCAAAGGGCUGAUGUAUGCAGCCUCAUUUUUGUAUGUAUAUUAACCAUACCUUCUAUCAUGAUGUGAUAUUAUCUAAACUACGGUAAUAAAUCAACAACUAAUCUUCCUCCACUGAUUUCACCCGCCCUCAUCCUAUCCAGUCCUUUGUUGACGCCGUCGAAGCCGCUCUCUACGCCUAAAAUGGGAGGCGGCUUGAUUAAGCCCUGCUCCAACAACCGUUCCAGCCACAGUACGAGUGCUUCACCAACCGAAGGAACUGAAUGGAAGAUUUUG
Messenger RNA from Trichoderma harzianum CBS 226.95, 1262 nucleotides. RefSeq lists its product as hypothetical. Bases 132 to 953 code for a protein of 273 amino acids. The transcript is spliced from 3 exons. NCBI's taxonomy places the organism in Eukaryota, Fungi, Ascomycota, Sordariomycetes, Hypocreales, Hypocreaceae. The record is from RefSeq and is a predicted model, not a curated record.